Messenger RNA from Puntigrus tetrazona (Sumatra barb), 2180 nucleotides. It is a transcript of the gene wnt4b, whose product is annotated as wingless-type MMTV integration site family, member 4b. Lineage: Eukaryota; Metazoa; Chordata; Actinopteri; Cypriniformes; Cyprinidae. Gene Ontology annotation, biological process: multicellular organism development; canonical Wnt signaling pathway; neuron differentiation. Gene Ontology annotation, molecular function: cytokine activity; frizzled binding. The record is from RefSeq and is a predicted model, not a curated record. The transcript is spliced from 8 exons. Gene Ontology annotation, cellular component: extracellular region. Bases 52 to 1128 code for a protein of 358 amino acids.
GUUGCUCACUAAUUCAGAGACAGACAGGUAGUCAGACAGACAGGCAAUCUGAUGCCAACGGUGUCCUCCGUGACUCUCACGGGACGACUCCUCCUGCUGUUGCUAUGGGCACCCCACCUCACCAUGGCAAGCAACUGGCUUUCUCUGGCACGUCUGCCACGCUCGCGUCCUGUGUCUGGUGCAGAACCAUGUGGCCGUCUGAGGGGGUUGACACCAGGCCAAGUCGGGGUGUGCCGGGCACGGGGGGAGGUCAUGGAGUCCGUGCGAAAGGCUGCAGAGAUGGUCAUUGAGGAGUGUCAACAUCAGUUUCGAAACCGCCGCUGGAACUGUUCCACCACCCCUCGCGGGAUCAAUAUUUUUGGACGAGUCAUGAACCAAGGCACCCGUGAGGCGGCUUUUGUCCAUGCUCUUUCAUCAGCAGCAGUCGCUGUGGCUGUGACUCGAGGCUGUAGCAGGGGAGAACUGGAGAGAUGCGGCUGUGACCGAAAGGUCAGGGGGGUCAGUCCCGAAGGUUUCCAGUGGUCAGGUUGCUCUGAUAAUCUGUCCUAUGGCGUGGCAUUCUCUCAGACCUUUGUGGAUGAGCCAGAGAGAGCUAAAGGCAUGUCGUCGGGGAGGCCGCUAAUGAACAUUCACAACAAUGAGGCAGGGCGAAAGGCGAUCCUUCAUAACAUGCAGGUUGAGUGUAAGUGUCACGGCGUUUCGGGGUCCUGUGAGCUCAGAACUUGCUGGAAGGUCAUGCCUCCGUUCCGCCGGGUCGGUGCUGUGCUGAAAGAGCGCUUUGAUGGAGCCACAGAGGUACGGCUGACACGUGUGGGCUCUCGGACAGCUCUCCUUCCACGGGACCCCCAAGUGAAGCCACCAGCCGCACGGGACUUGGUCUAUCUAGCCCCUUCACCAGAUUUCUGCCGCCUGGAUCCAGACAACGGCAUUCCUGGCACUGCAGGACGACGUUGUAAUGGAACCUCACGGCUGGCACCAGACGGGUGUGAACUGUUAUGCUGUGGUCCAGGCUUUCGAGCAGGCCGGGCUGAGGUGGUCCAGCGCUGCUCCUGUAAGUUCUCCUGGUGCUGCUCAGUUCGCUGCCAGCAGUGUAAGAACACAGUGCUCAUACACACCUGCCGAGAAUGAGACGCACCUGGAAAACCACACAACCACACCAGAAGCACCUCAUCUCAACCCUGUCUACAUUGAUGCCCACAACCAACCUACUCCAUUUAAAACAUUCUGCAUAAUGUCUCUUAUUUGGUGACUUUAAAGCUCUCUUGGAUUUGACAUUAUAUAAUUACUUUAAUCUUCAAUUGCACUUUUGCUGAAAAGGAACAUGCAGAUGCUAUUGCAUUUCUUAGAUGCUACAAAACCAUUAACUAGCAUGCUCAGACAACGCUCCUAAAGCUGAGAUUAACCUCUGAAUAAUAGAAGAAUAAUGUUAGUUUAAUCUGAGGCCGUAGCAUUUAAUUCUAGAUUUUUUCCUCCCUGUUUACUGUAUUUAUGAAUUUGUUUUCAGUUUUGCUGAUUGUGUUUAUUUAUUUGACUUCAUUAUGCCAGUGUGGCAGUAUCUCUGGAUGGAAAGUUCCACCUGCAAACUCUGCGGCUUUAGCUGUUUUGUUUCGGCUUGUCCUAUUGCAUAGAGGCUCAUUUAUUGCCAUUAUCUCAUUUUUAUAAUCUAUAUGGCCUAAAAUAAAGUUGUUUUACAUCUUACAUGUCGAAAGAUGCGUUUGUUAAUUGACACAUUUUACAUUAAAACAUUUGGGAUCAGUAGGAUUUUAUUUUUUUUUAAACGUAACAAUAGAUAACUUUAGAUGAAUAUGUCCUUUUGGAAAAAAACAUUUUUAUCUUGGGAAAAAAAAAAUCUUACUGACCCCCAAACUUUUGAAUUUUUGUGGGACAUACUAAAUCAUCUAAUCAUCUAAAAACAGGAUAGAAAUAAAGCUGUGUCAGUCGCAUCACUUUUAUUACAAAUAUAGUGAGAUUCCAAACACCGCAGAACUUGACUAAGAAAAGGCCACAUUUCAAACCGUCAUCAUUAUCAUCAUUGGUUAUCCUCCUCCUUUUUAUUCACACGACUGUUAAGAUCGGUUAUUCAAAAUAUUACAUUUCAAAUUGUUAUUUUAUUAAUAAAUCACAAUCAAAUGGUACUCUAGAAAAAAUAAAAUAAAAAGUCAUUUAAAAAAAAAAAAAAA